Molecule: messenger RNA, 708 nt
Organism: Sphenostylis stenocarpa
Lineage: Eukaryota; Viridiplantae; Streptophyta; Magnoliopsida; Fabales; Fabaceae
Source: the annotation of a GenBank genome assembly
AUGGAGUGGAGAAAAUACUAUUGGGAUGUGACGUUGGUGCCAUUAGGGUUAGUAAUGUUGGUAGCAUAUCAUGUUUGGUUAUGGCAUAAGUCAAAGACACAACCCUUCACCACAACCUUUGGAAGAGAAGCUGAUAGUCCCCGAUUUUGGGUUCUUGUCAUCAUCAAGGAUAUCGAGAAAAAGAGUAUCAUAGCAAUUCAAUCUCUUCGAAACCUAAUGAUGGCGUCAACCCUAAUGGCCACAACAUCCAUUGUCAUAUGUGCUGGCCUAGGAGCAAUCAUAAGCAGCACUUACAGUGUUAAAAGUGCAAUCAACAACGACAUAGUUUUUGGAACACAUGGAGAAUUAAUGGUGGGUCUGAAAUAUGCCGUUCUCCUUGCCAUGUUCUUGUUCUCAUUCCUAUGUCACACUUUCUCCAUAGGGUUUCUGAAUCAAGUGAAUAUCCUCAUGUUCACUCCACAAGAUGACAAGUCCCUGGUGACUUCACAAUAUUUAACUCAGCUUUUGGAGAAGGGCAUCUUGUUGAACACAGUGGGAAACAGGCUUUUCUAUUCUGCACUUCCUCUUAUACUUUGGAUCUUCGGACCUGUCAUUACCUUCUUCUCUUUAAUAGCCAUGGUAGUUGUAUUCUACAACCUAGAUUUUCUUCCAGGGAAUACCAACACCACCUUAGAAAAUAGAAAUUCCAUACCCUUUCCCGAGGCUUGA